ACAACGCUAUCAACAACAUGGCCGCCCGAUAAAGAAGAAAAUGGACAAAUUUAUGAUUUCUUGGAAUGUGUUAUUCCUUGACAUGUAAAUAAGAUGUAGGAGAGUCUCUUAACAUGAUAAAUAAGGGCUCGCGAACUGAUGGCGGCCAUAAACCGCAUCUUCGUCUUCUAGAUCUGACUUUUGAUAAUGGGGUGACAAAAUCGGAGAACGGUUCCAGACCUCACGGGGGUCUAAGAGGUAGCAAGAAGCAUCCUUUAAGUCCUUACUCCUUUAACAAAUCAUCUGAAUACCAUGCCCAACUUAGAGAAGACAUCAACAAUCUCUUUAAAGAGGAAUUUUUUGACGGACGUGGUUCCCCAUCGUGGGCUUUUGGUAUCAGUAAAGAGAUGACACACAGUGGCGAAUCUCCAUUUCAUGUCCAUGGUCUGCUAAGUACUAGUAAACUGGAAAGUGAAACAAGCUCGGUUCACAACAUCAGACGCUCAGUAACACCUGCUUCCUCUGCAAGAAAUACUCCCAGAAAAAGAAAUACGGGAACUUCAUAUUACCGCCCCACGACUCCUCACCAGUACUUAACAGCAACUAAUCCAUCGCAGCUGUCUGCCAAAGAACUCAAGUAUGGAAGACCCACAAGGACCACCUUACUGCGAGCUAGACAAAGGUGUGCUUCAGCUCCAGUGAAUUCCUACGAUGUUAGAAGAGAAGUGGUCAAAACUAUAGAUAUAGAUGAGGUGGAACCUGAAACAUUUCGUUAUGCAGACCACUGUCUGUCUUGUAGAGAAGCAGAAAACUCUCCAUCCACUGGUCAAGUGAACAAAGAGGUUUUUGUCGCCCCUCCAGAAGGAGAAUCCCCCCAUGCUUUCCUGACAGGAGCGAGAUAUAACAGAGCCCAUCUACUCGAUGCCAAAAGUUUAUCAGUUUAUGGGGUAUAUAUGCCAAGGACAAAUCCUCAAGGAAUCUUUAUGACGGGUCAUGCCACACAGAGGUCAAGGGAUAAAGGUCAAAAUAUACCCGCGGUCCCCCCAGAUUCGCCACGAUCUGACGUCGACGAGGCGUCAAAACCAGUGGUGAAGCGCCCAUCUACAGCGCCGGGUAAAAGGUUACUAUCUUCUGGUUCCUCACAGCACCCUGGGGGACGCCCCCGCAGUGCGUGGGGGGAAAACUCCACAACAUGUCACUUGGUGCACGGGGACACUGAAAGUGAGAAUGAGAAACCUAAGAAAAAGGUAGUGUUGGUGACAUUCAAAGGGAGUAAACAUUUAAAAAGUCCGGAAUCCGUUCUUCCAUCCGUCACCGGUCGCACCGCUCCAAAAACAUACUUUCGCAGACCACGAGAAAUGGCAGAUGAUUCUGCCUCUUUGCAUGCUCAGCCUCCACCCACUCCUGUUGGAGCGUUUUCGGUUCGGGAUGAAAGUGAACAAGUUCCAACUGAAUCCGAACGAGAAAAUUUGGACUCUGUUGUCCCGAAUCCGAAUGAGGUACCAGCGCAUACAGACGUAGACCAAAGACUGGACAAGAUAGUAGAAAAAGCGGACGCUGAUGAUAAAAUAUCAAGUAAUCAGGAUACUUUGCUCGAAAAAUCCAGACUUACGUCGUUUGAAACGAAGAAUGGCGUAGAUACCGAACAACCAGAAACUAGCAAAGAGAAUAGUAAAGAAGAAACAAAACUCCUAGAUAUUACUGAAGUGACUUUAAAUGGCCAAGACUCAAACAAAAUAGAUAGUGUAACUAAUGAACAGAAAUUAAAGGAUGAAAUCUUCAUCACAAACAAUGAAAAUCAUAUCUUAAACGGCGAUGAUGAUAAUGUUGACGAUACAGAUAAAGAAAACAUUCCUUCUGACUUAAAAACGGACUGCAUGGCAGAGGAAGAAAUUCCCACACAGAUUCACGUGACAAUCACGGAAAAACCGCAUGAUUCCACACCAAAUUAACUUCAGAUUAACAUUAUUACCGUUCUUUGUUCUUCAAAGAACACUAAUCAAGAAUUUUUCGGCCUCUUUCGUUUUCAAUUAUCAAAAGGGGAAACAAUAUAUGCUAGGUCUUGAUUCAUUCUAAUAUCUUUAUUACGGCUGUAGUUUGCAUGACAAUGUACUUUCGUACUUGCAUAUACAUGUAAUUUCAUGAAUUUUAAUCGAAAUAACAUGCAACCUAGAUCUAAUAAUUAUUCCAAUUAUAGUCGAAUAGCUUUCUUUGUUUAAGGGGAUGAACCUGUUCAUUUUCUUGUACGCAUUUCCUUUAUUCGAAAGUGAUUAGAGGUCACCGGAUUUAAUAAAUGUCUACAACUCCUUUCCAUUCUCUUAACGGAAAAUAACAGCUGUAAAGUUAUUGACACAAAUGAAUAAUAUUUACCAAUGAAAAUCUCUGGAUUCCUAUUCAGUCUUUCCCCCAAAAAAGAACAAACGAAAAAGUAUACAUUUUCUUUACUAGGGAGAGGUGUACAAAUCUUUUUGGUUGUUUCAUUUUGUAGUUUCAAAUUACAUGUCACUUACAUGUAAAUGAUAGACUUAUAAAAGCAUGUUUAAUUUCAUUUAUCACUGCUUAGCCGAUAAUCUAUGAUCAAACUUCAAGAGAAUAUAAGUAAACCUUAAUUCAUAUGACGAUUUUGAAUAACUAUUAAUGAGACAGUUAUAUUAAUUAACUCCAGACCAGUCUUCAACUGCAAUAAUAAUGAAGAAAUAA
Saccostrea echinata is the source of this 2679-nucleotide messenger RNA. RefSeq lists its product as uncharacterized. The record is from RefSeq and is a predicted model, not a curated record. NCBI's taxonomy places the organism in Eukaryota, Metazoa, Mollusca, Bivalvia, Ostreida, Ostreidae. Bases 114 to 1931 code for a protein of 605 amino acids. The transcript is spliced from 10 exons.